Molecule: messenger RNA, 1093 nt
Organism: Solanum pennellii
Lineage: Eukaryota; Viridiplantae; Streptophyta; Magnoliopsida; Solanales; Solanaceae
Exons: 10
Coding region: 109-972 (287 amino acids)
Biological process (GO): lipid metabolic process
Cellular component (GO): membrane
Molecular function (GO): oxidoreductase activity, acting on the CH-CH group of donors
Source: RefSeq, a predicted model, not a curated record
ACAAAAAUGAGAGGACAAUACUAGUGGUGAGGUAGUACAUAUGGUAUAGUACUAAGCCCCUUUCAUUUUAUUAAAAAAAUUAACACAGAAGAAAGGAAUUUUGUGUGAAUGGGGACAGUUAUCGACUCCCAUUUCUUGGGCCUAACCGCCAUUGUUACAGUGGUUUACCAAUUAAUCUUUUUUAUAAUCACAGCUCUCCUCAAAUUUGAUAAAGUCACAGAUUUCGCAGGAGGUACAAAUUUCAUUGUGCUUGCAGUAUUAACUUUGAUACUAAAAGGUUCAUGGAAUUUUCGACAGGUGGUUUUGUCUGUGUUUGUCGUGAUAUGGGGCCUUCGACUGGGGCUAUUUCUAUUAAUGAGGAUAUUACAAUGGGGUGAGGAUAGACGUUUUGAUGAUAAGCGUGAUAAUCUGGGGAAACUGGCAAUAUUUUGGCUAUUUCAGGCAAUCUGGGUGUGGACUGUGAGUUUACCAGUGACAGUUGUUAAUGCAAGUGACCACCAACCAUCUGUUCAGACGGUAGACAUCAUUGGUUGGAUUAUGUGGUCUAUCGGAAUUUCAGUUGAGAUCACUUCUGACCAACAAAAGUUAACAUUCAAAAACUCCCCAGAGAACAGAGGAAAGUGGUGCAAUGUUGGACUGUGGAAGUAUUCACGGCAUCCAAACUAUUUUGGCGAGAUCUUUCUAUGGUGGGGAAUAUUUGUGGCAUCAACGCCUGUGUUGGAGGGUGCUGAAUGGCUUGUUGUGCUUGGACCAGUGUUCUUAACAUUGCUGCUGCUUUUCGUUAGUGGCAUUCCCUUGCUUGAGGAAUCAGCAGACAAGAAAUACGGAAAUGUAGCUGAAUAUAUAAUCUAUAAGGAUACGACAAGCCCUCUCAUUUUGCUGCCCCCUGGAUUAUAUGGAAAGCUUCCUUCAUGGUUCAAAACUAUAUUCCUUUUAGAGUUUCCGCUGUACAGUCGCAAUCUUUCCCAAUAAGAGCUAAGCUGGAACUCUAAACAUGUGAAAUAAUGUCACAAUUUGAGGUGAAAGUUGUGAGAUUCCCUUCUGCAGUCACGAGAAUAGACAAGAAUUCAAUUACUGAAGCAUCGGAGCUUGA